AAGCUCACAAGUUAAUAAGCUUUGAUAAGAUCGCCAGAAGUGCAAACUUCCAAAAUCGGCCUAUUUUAAUUUUAACUCAGUUUCUUGGAGUUACCAAACAAAUCAAGAAAGAAGAUUGAAAGUGGAAAAGAAAUGGAGGAAAAUAAUUCUGGGAUUUUAUCACUCUUCUCGUUUUUGCCGGAGGGUUGCAUAUCAAGCAUCAUAGCUUUGACUACUCCGAAAGAUGCAUGCAGGGCUUCAACGGUUUCAUGGGUUUUCAACUCUGCAUCAGAAUCUGAUUCUGUUUGGGAAAGAUUUCUGCCCUCUGAUUAUCAAGAGAUUAUUUCUAACUCUGUUGACCCUCCGUUGAAUUAUGCUACCAAGAAAGAGUUGUUCUUUUCUCUUUGUGACUCCCCAAUUAUCAUCAAUGAUGGAAAACUGAGUUUCUGGCUGAGUAAAUUAAGUGGCAAGAAGUGCUAUAGGAUUGGUGCAAGGGAGCUUUCUAUCACAUGGGUGGAUACUCCAGAGUACUGGGGAUGGACAUCUACUCCUGAAUCAAGAUUCUCUGAGGUGGCUGAGUUGAUAUACGUAUGUUGGCUCGACAUCCAAGGCAAGAUGCCAAGUCAAAUGUUGUCCUCUAGGACAACUUAUGCUGCUUACCUUAUCUUCAGAGUCACAGAGUAUUCGUAUGGACUUGAUGUGGUUGCAAAGGCAUCUGUUCAAUUUGCUGAUGUUAUUCGUAACCCUAGUGCCAUUAGCAUUGAUGUUAAUGAUGAGAGUACUAAUGCCAACCUCCUUGAACCUGAGACGAGUUCUGUCUACUUGAUACAUUCCCCUUGUGGAGAUGGCUACUUGCAAAGAUCGUACAGGCGUCAUAGGAGACCUGUGCAGCAAAUUGCUGGCAGGGUUCCACAACUUAGAACGGAUGGAUGGAUGGAGCUUCUCCUCGGAGAGUUUUUCAAUGAUGAAGGAAACGGUGAUAUCGAGAUGAAACUUUCAGAAACCAGCAUACUGAACUGGAAAAAAGGACUGGUUGUGGAGGGGAUUGAGCUCCGGCCUAAGGAACUGUAAUCAAAUUUCAUGUACUACAAAUGCCUGAUGCAUGAUGCCUUGCAAUUAAGUGCUUUUGGUUCUGGUAAAUGUGUGGACUUAGAUUUUCUGUUUCCCCUACGGUGUUCUUGAUGUCAUUGAAGUUUGUGUUUGUUUGAUUCCAAGAUUCAAAUUUGGGAAUCUUAACCGAACCUAGUAGGAAGUGUAUUAGAAUUACCAUGCCAACAAAAUUAGAUAUAAUGUCUUCCCUGCCAUCUUAUCUAUGUCUUAAAUUAGCCUAUCAAACCUCUGAUUCUUAGCCAUGGUUUCCCUCCAGGAUGAUCGGUUCCUCCAGUCCUCCUCGAUUUUUCGCCGUAGAGAAUAGUUUUUCCGAUGACCAUAAAUCCAUCGAAGCCCUUAAGAGUCCCUUCCAUGAUCGCUGAAAGAAGUGGUUCUUGUCAGCUGUUGAAACUUGAAAGUUUAUCACUUGCGAUUUGCUUCUCCUGGUUGAUGAAAUGAACCAACCAACAAUGCUGUUGUGGAAUCCAACAACCCAGAAAUUCAAGCAGAUUAAUCCUCCUACAUCACACAACUAUAGCAACUCUGUGAAUGGAUUCGGAUACACAGAAAAGUUUCAAAAUUGUGCGAGUCGUUCCAAAUGCCGACUUCAGCAACCAUGAAAUCCAGGACUAAUACAUUGAGAACUAAUCAAUUUAGAAGAAUCACCCGAUUGCAUGGUUUCCCCCAUUUUAUUUCAAGGUAGUACUAUUUAUAUCCAUUUCGUUUGAUUAAUCAGCUACUAAAGAGAUCAGC
This is a messenger RNA of Oldenlandia corymbosa var. corymbosa, 1821 nucleotides long. Lineage: Eukaryota; Viridiplantae; Streptophyta; Magnoliopsida; Gentianales; Rubiaceae. The record is from the annotation of a GenBank genome assembly.